AUGAGUUGGAAUUGCUCAUGUGGAAACGACCAGCCCGUCGUUAUUAAAAACAGCGCAUCCACCGCCACUUCACAAACACUACCAUCCGUUAACGCCACUGCCGAGUUCACCUCAGGUUUGCGAGCAGCCUCAUCCCCCGCAAGCCAAAUAUAUAGACCUCUUUCAGAUGUGCCCGGUCCAUCGUUAUGGGGUAAUACUGUACAACCACCUGAUCAACAUAAUGCUGGCCCUGAAAAAGGUGCAUAUAAAAAAGCACAAACGCAACCAAUGCAACAACAGGGAAACAGCGAUAGAAAUGUAUUAGGUGAAAAAGUUAUGGCUCCAGCAAAGGUAUUGCCAACAACAAACUUAGGUGAAAAAUAUAUGCAGCACAAUUCUACCAACCAAUGUGGCCCAACAACGUCAUCCGGUUUUUUGUCAUCACAUACACAACUGCAGUUGCAGAUGCUGGAGGAAGAAAAAGAGCUACAGAGAAAAUAUUUGGAGAAGAAAUAUAGUAUCCUUUCUCAAGGUGAUCCAACUGCGUCACAAAUUGCAGCAAGACAGGUGAUACCAAAAGAGUUGCCAAAUUUCGAUGGCAAUCAUGAAGACUGGCCCCUGUUCAUCAGUAAUUAUAAAAAUAGCACAGAAAUAGCAGGCUACACUGAUGGUGAAAACUUAAUGCGUUUACAGUCGUGCCUUCGGGAUCGUGCCAAGGAACUGGUAAAAAGCAAAUUCCUAAUUCCAUCUAUGGUGAGUGAAAUUAUACAAACACUUGAAAUGUGUUUCCCAGAACAUAUUCUAGAUAGUAUGAUAGAGAAAGCAACGAAAAUCCCCCCACUUAAGGACAGGCUCGACAGCAUCAUCGAAUAUGCACUCACCAUACGAAAUAUUUGCUCAACUAUGGAGGCGUGUAAUUUAAUGGCUCAUUUAAAUAAUCCACUUCUGGUUAAAACUUUAGUUGAUAAAUUACCCAACAAUCAUAAGUUGAGUUGGGCAAUGCACAUAAAGGAUGACAAAGUUCCAGUGGUAAAAUCAUUCAGCGAUUGGAUAUACAAUAUAGCAGCCGCAGCUAGCCAAGUCGUGUCGCCCAUAGGUAGUAAAAAGACCGCAUCUGUAAACAAUCAUUCAGAGCAAGACCACCGCAACAAAUUAUUUUGUGUUUUUUGUAAAAGCGAGCAGCACAAAAUACAGAAUUGUGGUGAAUUCCAGUCCUUGAAUUUAGAUGCCAAGUGGAAAGUAGUAAACGAAAAUAAAUUGUGCCGCCAGUGUUUAAAUUCCCAUCGGCGUAAGUGUUUCUCAAAAAAGGUGUGUGAUAUCAGCAACUGUACGGCAAAACAUCAUCCUUUGUUACAUAAAUAUACAAUAUCAUCUAACCCUGUUGAAGUAGCAACUCAAGGGCGCAGUGGAAGUGUAAAUGCACACAACGACCGUAGUCAAGACACACAGUGUUUCAGAAUUCUCCCAAUUCGUCUAUAUUGGAAUGGUGGCUCUUUGACGACGUUCGCAUUUUUAGAUGAAGGUUCAUCAGUGACCUUAAUAGAGCAAAGCCUUUUCGAUAAGUUAGGACUUACCGGCAAACAAGAACCUUUGGAGUUACGUUGGACUGGCGAUACAACUCGAUCUGAAAACGAUUCUGUAAAAAUUAAUAUAGAAGUAUCCAGCAUCAAAAAUGAUAGUAGAUUCACACUUUACGAUGUGCAUACAGUAAAUAAUCUUGGUCUUCCAAUACAGUCUAUAAAUUUUGAUGAUAUAGUCAAGGACAACACAUAUCUGAAAGGUUUGCCUAUACAGUCAUAUACAAAUGCAAAACCGAUGGUUCUAAUUGGCCUUAACAAUUGGAGACUGGCUGUUCCUUUAAAAAUUAGAGAAGGCGGACGUACUCAGCCAAUUGCAACAAAGACUCGUCUGGGAUGGACCCUGCAAGGUAGUGGCACAGAUUUAAAUAAAUUUUCUACACUAAAUAUACACACAUGUGAGUGCGAUACUCAAUAUAGAAAUCUACACGAUGAAGUGAAGGAAUAUUUUGGCCUAGAUACUCCUCAAGAGAAAAACAUUUUGUCGUCGGAGAACAACAGAGUUAUGCAAAUUCUUGAAACUACCGCCAUUAAGAAGAAUCAACAGUUUGAAGUCGGUUUACUCUGGAAAGACGAAGUCCCACAAUUGCCAGAGAGUUAUGAAGUCGCUUGUCAUCGCCUAAAGUGUCUCCAAAAGAAAUUCAAUAAAGAUCCACAGUUACAGCAGACUAUGCAAUCGGAAAUCGAUAAACUUAUUUCCAAAGGUUAUGCACGAAGGGUAUCAGAGGCAGAAAUGUUUUCUCAUGAAGGUCGUACCUGGUAUCUUCCAAUUUUUGUUGCCCUAAAUCCGAAUAAACCUGGUAAAGUUCGUCUAGUAUGGGAUGCAGCAGCAAAGUCGCAUAAUAAGUCUCUAAACGACUUUUUAAUUUGUGGUCCUGAUUUACUUACGUCACUUUUUAACAUUUUAAUUGAGUUUCGUGUGGGACAAAUAGCGAUUUGUGGUGAUAUAGCAGAAAUGUUUCAUCGUAUAAAUGUUAAGGACGAAGACAUGCAUGCCCAGCGAUUUUUGUGGUUCGAAAAUGGCACCAUUAUUCCACGACCAUGUGUUUAUGUAAUGAAGGCCCUGACCUUUGGUAUAAGCUGCGCACCCUGCAUCGCUCACUUUGUUAGAAAUAGAAACGCAAGUGAUUUUAAGAACAUGUACCCUCGCGCUGUGAAAUCGAUACAGUGCUAUCAUUAUAUGGACGAUUUUAUCGAUAGUGUGAACACCGAAGAAGAGGCGAAGGAACUGGCGAUUCAAGUUCGAAUGAUUCAUGCAGCUGCUGGGUUUCAUAUGAGAAACUGGGUUACUAAUUCCGCGCAAUUAAGACAACACCUGUCUGAUGAUGGCUCGGCAAAUCAGACCUCAUUUAAAGCAAUAGAAAAAUGCUUGAUUUUCGAGGCUUCGAAGAGAUGUGUUCCAGCCGCAUGUGGUCCCUACUAA
This is a messenger RNA of Calliphora vicina (urban bluebottle blowfly), 2979 nucleotides long. RefSeq lists its product as uncharacterized. NCBI's taxonomy places the organism in Eukaryota, Metazoa, Arthropoda, Insecta, Diptera, Calliphoridae. Bases 1 to 2979 code for a protein of 992 amino acids. The transcript is spliced from 3 exons. The record is from RefSeq and is a predicted model, not a curated record.